This is a messenger RNA of Babesia bigemina, 210 nucleotides long. RefSeq lists its product as hypothetical. Lineage: Eukaryota; Apicomplexa; Aconoidasida; Piroplasmida; Babesiidae. The transcript has a single exon. Bases 1 to 210 code for a protein of 69 amino acids. The record is from RefSeq and is a predicted model, not a curated record.
AUGUUAACGGCGUCGUGCACAUCUGUGAGAUUGCUGCCCGACAUUUUCCCCACCCCCAAUAUCGCACCUCCGUAUAAUCACCUGGCGCUACAGAGGCAGAAACAAGAUAGUCCGGAGCGCGAAAAUUUAGAGGUUACGUGCGAGAAUUGUCGAGUAUAUAGUCGCGCGUUCGGUGGACCCUGUGGCGCGAUCGGGUUGCCUCCGGUGUAG